AAUCACAUUUCGCACAAGAGAACGCAAAUAGUGUAUACAAGUGGGGGGAUACUGUGCAAAAAUUUUUCGCACCGAUUUAAAACAUAAUAUUUUCCACACAGCAACCACCCUCUCUGACUGGGGAGUGAAUUGGAGGGUUUGCAUUUUGGGGCUGGGGUGUGAUAUACAUUGAAGUAUAGUGACUUUCUGGUGAAAAAUUUAUGAGAUAAAAUAAGUUAUUUGAAGGAGAUUUGCUGUGACCAAUACUGUACAUGCAUGCCACUCGCCAUCUAGACUCACACAUGCGAAAGCUUCCCAAAAAUACACCACUGACCAAGGCAAUAUGGACCAGCAGUUCUGUCUUCGCUGGAAUAAUCAUCCGACCAACUUGACUGGCGUGCUGACUUCUUUGCUCCAGAGGGAGGCCCUCUGUGAUGUUACAUUGGCAUGCGAUGGUGGUGAAAUUGUCAAGGCACAUCAGACCAUCCUGUCAGCAUGCAGUCCAUAUUUUGAAAGCAUUUUCCUGCAGAACUCUCAUCCGCAUCCAAUAAUAUAUUUGAAAGAUGUUAGAUACUCAGAGAUGCGCUCACUCCUUGAUUUCAUGUACAAGGGUGAGGUGAACGUUGGCCAAAGAUCGUUACCGACAUUUCUAAAGACAGCCGAAAGUUUACAGGUACGCGGUUUGACCGACAACAACAAUAUCAACUACCGACCAGAGAGCGACAGGGAUCGCGAUUCAGAAACGAAUGCGAGUGGUGCUAUGAAACAUUAUGAUAAAACAGAACGGGACAGAGAUCGCGACCGGGAGCGGCUGGACCGCGAUCGUGAGGAGAAUUCGGAGAGUAAAGACCGCGAUAGGGAGACACCUGUGGAUCACCUGAGCAGCAGCAGCAGGAGCAGCAAGCGGAAACGUGAAAAUUCAUUAAACUGUGAUAAUUCAAUGCGUGGCGCCAGUGUCCAAGAAAGGCAUUAUUCUCAGGAUUCUCAGGCAUCGUCGCAUAGUAGUUAUAAAUCCAGUCCAUUGCCAAAAUUAAAUCCCCUGGAAGGAGAAGACACACGCCGAAAUUCACCAGCGUUAAAUGCCAGCGGCGCCAAUCAAUCAGUUAGCAUUAAACAAGAAUUACCUGAUAUGGGCCAUCAUCCUGGUUUACCACCAGAAUUACUUCCGCCCACUUCAAUGUCCCUGCAUCCUGAGGAUAUGACAAGUCUACUUCCGGCUCAUGGACUACAAGUGGAGACCUCGGAAAAUGACUCGCAGCAUCCUCAAAUGGACCACAGUGAUAAUAUCGAUGGGCCGGGGGGGCAUCGUCCACCUCCACCACUUCCACCGCCGCCACACCUCCAUCAUCAUGGACAGCACAGCAGUGGAGACGGAGAGUCAAAGCAUCCACUGGUGCCAAGUCGAUCGCGUUGUGGCGAUGGCGGCAGCAGUCGCGCCAGUCCCAUCAUGGGCGUCGUCGCCGCUGCCCUCCAGCACCAUCAGCACCACCAGCAUCAGAUGUCCUACCACAAUAUGUUCUCGCCCACGAGAGAGCUGGCCGGCACCAUGUGGCGAUGUCGAACGUGCGGCAAGGAGGUCACCAACAGGUGGCAUCACUUCCAUUCGCACACAGCCCAACGGAGCAUGUGCCCCUACUGCCCGGCCACUUACAGUCGCAUCGACACACUACGCUCCCACCUCAGAGUAAAGCAUCCCGAUCGUCUGAUCAAGAACUAGGACAUGAGGAGCUACACGGUGCAUUCAGUGCCCAUAGUCAGGACACAUCCCAAGACUGCGCCGUGAAUCGAAUACACACACCCAAAUUGUGAUCACACUUGAUCAUCCCGGACACACGAUCGAGCGAUCCCCUACAACACCAAGAUACACUUGAUCGCAACACUACAACUCCUUUUCCAACUUUUCCUCAUAUUUUUUUCCACUAAAUAUUCCCAAUCAUCCUGGAGAUCCCGAAAAAGUCAACGUAUUCAGUAAUACCGUACGGCAUCUGCCUGAUCUUUUUCAUAACUCUACCAACGAUGAUUGUUUUCUGCCAAAAAUUACAAAUCCAUGAAAAUUUUGUAUAGACACCUAUGUGGAGAAAUGUUGAUUAGAUUGUGAAGCUUCAGUGUAAACCCUAUCCCAAAAGCUUUUCUUCCAUCCUGUACAUAGAUUCCCUUGCAGACACUGUUGUAGGUUUUCUAGUAAAAGGCUUAGGUCAAGCAAGAUUUGGAAGUGAUAGAUUACAAUGAAAACCACUUGUGGUUUUUAGUAGAUUUUAUUACAGACAUAAACCUUUAGUUUCUGCAUGAAAUCGAAAAGACCUACACCAAGGUUCAAAUUAUUGCUGCAGGCUCUUAACUGUGCAACCUAGUUGAGCUUCAGAUUUGUUCAAAAGAUAGCAAUCUACCCUAAAAGAUCAGUAAGAGAAAAAAAAAUCGAAGAUCACUUUUUGAAAGCCAGAGAAUAAGCAUUUGAAUUCUUGCCAAUUCUACAAGGAGACCCAUGUUCGAACUUUGAAGUUUCAACAGUGGCCAUUUUCACAUUGUAGUGAAGAUGAUCAAUGUAACAAAGUUUCUAAUUGAUAUUUCUGCCUUAUUUACAUCACUAAAUCAUUAGGCAAUUCCUUUAGAAACCUUUCAGUUCUAUUAUCCAGCAUUAAAGACAUUUUGUCCAAAUGGAGUGCCAUUUAUUUUUUAGCCAAGACACUUUUAGAUAACUGAACUACUUAACUUUGAUGAGAGUUAAAUCAAACUUGUGAAUUUCAUAGUGUAACUCAAAUUUAUUAUAAUUCCUAACAUAAUAAUUUGAGGAACUUUUCUAAGAACAUCUUAUGUUGAGAUAUUGCAGAAAUACUUAUAAUUUUACGAAGAAAUUGCAUACUUGAAAUUAAUUUUGAAUUUUCGAGAUUUAAAGGCAAUUUGUUUAAAUAUAAUCGGAUUUUCUUUUAGCCGAGACACUUUUAGAUACCAAACUAAAACUGUAUGUGCGGUUAGGCUUUUUAUAUAAUCCACAUGGUAAUUUUCACUUUUCUGUGAGAAAAAUCGCAAUUCAUCACAAUUCUCCGCAGACAUUUAAUUUGAAUACUCAAAAUUAAAUUUUAAUUUGUGAACAUCAGUGACCUUUUUAAAAGCACUUUAGUCGAGACAUUUUUAUACGAUCUACGACUGUGAGUGGCAAAGAGUCCCAUUCAGAUUCUCCAUUAUAAAUGUUCUUUGGGGAGACAAGCAGAGAGUACGUACUGAGAAAGUAGAGGAUCACAAUAACACUUAUAUCAUUACGGAAGAUUAAUUUUCAAUGUUACACAUCACAGUCUAUGUUCUAAAGGGAGUGUCUCGACUGUGGAACUUAUUCAUUACGUUGCCCUCAGAGUGCCAAUUACAGAUCACGCACUAAGCGGAAGUGAAUCCAAUAGAUACUUGCAUUGUUGAUGAGAACAUUUUAUGUUUAAUGUUCCACACUAUAGUCUAAAUUACGAGGGACCUUGUCGAGUGUGGAAGUCAUUUUUAAGUACUUGAUCGAUAGAAAGCCACAGUAGAAACAUCUACUAAAUGAGAACUAGACUAUUCGUCACUGUGACUGGGGACAAGAUUUGCACUUUUCAAUUUUCCACACUACAGUAUAAUUUCCACAGGAGUUUUUCGAGUGUGGAAUCCAUUAAAAUGCUUAAGCGGAAGAGAACAAGAGGAAUCACUAAAUGAAAACUAGUCCACUCGUCAUUUAAACUUGUGAUUAAAUUCACAAUUUUCAAUGUUCCACACCACGGUAUAAUUUCCACGGCAGCAUAUCAAGUGUGGAACUCAUUUCAAUGUUUUAACUCCAGUUUCAAUCUUCAAACUCUAGUUAAACUCUAGUUUGAACUCUUGAACACUUAAAUAUGGUGGUUAGAUUUUCGAUUAUAUGAUCCAUAUUACCGUUUUAGACUCAACCUAGGUGUCUCGAAUGUGGAACUUGUUCAACUCCUAGAUCUUAGAAUUUUAAGUUUUUGUUUUUUUUUGUAAUUUUUUUUAACGGAAAUAUUAUUUUAAUUCUUACCGACAGACAUUGUCGGCCAGAGUUGUGCGCUUGUCUUUAAAGUGAUUUACAUUUAUCAAAUUUUGGGUAGAAAUUUUGGAGUGUGUCUUGGCUAACUAAGAAGUUUUGUAUUAGAAGAUAUCACAGCUUGAGUCUUUUACUAGAAAACAAAAACCACCAAGAGUGUCAGAUGACCAUCACCACCAGAAUAGUCCGCAGAGCUUAUCAAUUUUUUUAAGCUUUAAUGAUAUAAGAUGUAGUAUAUAAAAGUCCACAGUCCUAUAAGAAUCAAUGUGCUAUUUAUUCAAGGUGAAAAAAAGAAAUGAAACAUUUUUAAAUAUAAGACACAGAAUUCUUGCAGUAUUUAUAUUCCCACUUGUCCUUAAUCAAAUUUUUUUUUCGAAGAAAGCAUUGCAAUAUUUAGAAGUGGAGAAAAAGUCUAAUUAGAAAUAAUCUUGUCCACCAAAUGUGUAAAUUUUUCUCAAUAUUAAUGUAAAUGUUAGAUGGAUUUCAAGAAGAAUCAAACAAAGUUUAAACGGUUUCAAAAGAAAAGUGAGAGAAGAAUAUUAUUAUCGAGAAUUAUAUACAUUUUAUUAGCUCCUCUCCCCAUCACUGAUAAAGAGUGAAAAUAAAAUAGAAUUUAGAUGAAAGAAAAACAAAAGACAUAAUCAAGUUGAUGUAAAACUUCAAAUUUUUUUCUUACUUGCAUUGCACACAUCUAAAGUAGUUGAGAUGAAAAAAAAAAUCAAUUAUAUUGUAUCAAGUUAGACUGUAAGGAUGUAAGACGGAGUUGUAUUCAUUGAAGUCUGUACAGUUCUGCGUUGAAUUUUCGGUUAUUUUCAUAAUGUCAAAAGUAUCAUGACUAAAGUAGCUUUGUUGGAGCUAAAACUUGGUGCAUAAAAUAGAUUCUAAAUGAGCUUUCAUUGAGCUUUUAUGUUAAAUUCAAAAAAAAGAGGAAAAAAAAGAAAAUUAGGUGUUUUAUUUCGCAACUUUUUUUCAGCAUCACAUUAUUUUUUAUUAUACUUUUUUUUUCUUUUGAAUUAAACAGUUUUUGUGUUCAUUUAAGUGCUUUAAUACAAGAAAUAUAUCGCAGCUUUUAUUUUAAAGUAUAUAAGACUUCUUUAGUCAAUUUCAUAAGACUCCGUCUGUAGAAAAAUAAAUAAUUGAUAAAGUAAAAAGAAAAAAAAAUAUUUACAAGUAAUGAAACUAUACACGUUUUGGUGUAACAUUUUUAUGUGAUAUUCAAUGAAAAUGGAAUGUACCUAAGCAAAAUUAAAAAAAAAGCUAAUUAGAAAAUUAAAGAAAAUUAACCCCAAUGUUUGAAUGCAAAAAAAAACAUACCAAUUGGACAAAACAAUAGACAACUAAAGUCUAGUAACUUACGGUACCAUUCAUUUUCCCUCCAUAUUAUAGGAAGAAAAAAAAAAGAAACAACGUAGAUUGAAUUUCUUUCGAGGCAAGAUGAUUAAAAUAAAAAUUGUUAGUGUAAAUAUAGUAUUUGUGAAAGAAAAUUAUAAACUGGAGAAAUGUGGAUCAAUGAUUUAGAUGACCAGAAACACAAGAAACGAAACAAGAUGUAAAAUCUACAAUGUGAAUCAUCAUAAGACGCUGUAUAUAUUUUUGUACAAAUUUAAUUUGGAUGACCUAUGAGAAGAUACAUACUUUUUGAUAAUGAUUUAUUAGUUGAUAGAGACUGGGAGAUGAUAGGAUUUGAAGUAAAAAAAAAAAUGAAAAGAAAAUACACUAAAAAAAGUCUACGUUAUUCUUUAAAUUCAAACAUUUUUUCUUGUAAUGAGCAAAAAUGAGUAUGAAAUCAAAAAUCCAGCCAAGUUGAAAUCAAAGUUUUUUGUCUAAAAAAAAAAUGAAAAAUAGCAUCUAAGAUUUCAAACAUUAAACUUAUCAAGUCAGACAACAUCAAAAUAUUCAUAUUAAUAUAAAAAAAAAUCUUAGCAUUGAACUUUACCAAAAAAAAACAAAAGAAAAAACGAAAACAUUGAAGAUAAUUUGAAAAAAAAAGCAAGCGCAACUUGUGGAGAUAUUGAAACAAGUAUUUAUCAAAUUAAUAAGGCAUUAAACAGAAUAGCAGCUAAAACAUAGAUGUUCAUCAAAAAUUAUCCAAUGAGGAAAGUCUUAAACAAGUAUAAUUAACUAUGCAAGUACCAAAAUAUCUACAUACUUUUAUUCAUGUUUAACAAGAAAAAAAAAUCAAAAGAGAAUUGAGAUGUGGAGAACAUAUUUAAAGAAAAAAAAAACAACUUUUAAAGCAGCAUUCUUCGUGUGUAGAAAAGUAAUAUAUUUGUGAAAUUGCAAAAG
Messenger RNA from Phlebotomus papatasi, 6283 nucleotides. It is a transcript of the gene fru, whose product is annotated as sex determination protein fruitless. Gene Ontology annotation, molecular function: DNA binding; protein binding. Lineage: Eukaryota; Metazoa; Arthropoda; Insecta; Diptera; Psychodidae. Gene Ontology annotation, biological process: regulation of transcription by RNA polymerase II. Gene Ontology annotation, cellular component: nucleus. The coding region runs from base 323 to 1696 and encodes 457 amino acids. The record is from RefSeq and is a predicted model, not a curated record. The transcript has 7 exons.